UAAGUUUGACAUAUAAUAGUCCCCAGGUACAUGUCUGUUGGUCCCAACUUCCAUCUCAAGUUGCUUCAUCUUGAUUAUUUUAUUUAGUCCCAGCAACCGACUUUCGAUUUUCCUUUUACAUGAUCGUUUCGUUUAUUUUUCCUAUCUGGCCUCGGUUCUCAUACUUUUGCAACAGCCAUCGGUACUAGCUUGAAUUGAAUUUGAUUUUGACUCACAUGGCUUCUUCAUUCUUGCUCAAACUCGUUUUCAAAUCCCUUCAUCACUUCGCAUGGCCUCUUCUUGCUCUGGUGUAUCCUAUGUGUGCUUCCAUACAAGCUAUCGAGACCGAUUCUGAUGCAGAAAUUAAGAAUAUAAUCUCAUAUUGGAUACUUCUUUCAUUAAUUUACCUAUUUGAGUAUGCUUUUAUGAGCCUUCUUCUAUGGUUUCACCUCUGGCCGUACAUUAAGCUAAUGAUCAUCUUCUGUCUCAUCAUACCAGACUUUGGACGAGCUUCAUAUGUUUAUAAUAACCUCAUUCGCCCCAUGAAACUGCAAAUAGUCUCAUGGAGGUUAAAUAACUACUGGAGGAAGUGUUUUGUUGAGAAAGAUGACUUUUUAAUGCAUGCAGAGAGAUAUAUGCAAGAGAACGGAACUGAAGCCUUAGAGAAACUCAUUGCUAGCAAGAACACAAUGUGUAGGCCUGAAGUGACAAAUGAAAUCAUAGCUACUGAUAAUAAAGAAAUGCUAAAGUCAAAUGCAGAAAGACUCCAAAUUGAGCACAAAGACAUCAAAGACUCGGACGCUGUUGAGAAAAAAGUACUUCCUGCUUUCAAGCAAGAUAUUCCUGUCUUGCCGAAAAUUGGGCCAAGUCAAAAUGCAUCAUUAGCCACAGUGGAAACCAAUGUAACAGCAGAAAGAAACAGCGCUGGUGGAGAGGUUCCUCAGAGUUCUACUUCUACACAGAAGGAAGUGCAGAAAGAGUGGACUUGUGCUUUAUGUUUGGUAACAACAACGAGUGAGAAAAUCUUGAAUUCCCACCUGAGUGGAAAGAAACACAGAGCUGCUCUUCAGAGGCAAAAGGAUGCAGAGACAAAUGGAGAAAGGAUCCUAACAGAACACAAAAUUAUCAAAGAUCUCGAUGCUGUUGAGAAAAAAGAAAUUCAUGAAACCAAGCAGGAUAUUCCUGUCAUACCUAAAAUUGGGCCAAGUCAAAAUGAAUCAUCAGCCUCAGUGGAAACCAAAGGAACAGUAGAGGGGGACAGGGCUGGUGGAGAGGUUCCUCAGAGUUCUUCUAUGCAGAUGGAUUUGCAGAAAGACCGGACUUGUGAUUUAUGUUUGACAACAGCAGAGGAAAUCUUGAAUGCCCGCUUCAGUGGAAGGAAACACAGUGCUGCUCUGCAGAAGCAAAAGGAUGCAGAAGCGAUAAAUGAAAUCACAACUACUGAUAAUAAAGAAAUACUAAAGGGGACAAAUGGAGAUAGACUCCAAACAGAACACAAAGACAUCAAAGAUUUGGAGGCUAUUGAGGAAAAAGAGAUUCCUGCAACCAAACAAGAUAUCCUCAUGCCUAAAAUUUGGCCAAGUCAAAUGCAUCGUCAGCCACAGUGGAAACCAAUGGAACAGCAGAGUGACACAGUUGGUGUAGAGGUUCCACAGAGUUCUACUAUUGCGCAAAAGGAAGUGCAGAAAGAGUGGGCAUGUGCUUUAUGUUUGGUAACAGUUCCAUGUGAAAAAACAUUGAAUUCCCAUCUUAAUGGGAGGAAACACAGAGCUGCUUGUGAAGCAGCUUUGAAAGCAAAGAAGCUAAAAAUCUACAAGGCCAAAGAGGAGGUGAAACAGGAGAAUUUUAGCAAUAAGUUAAAUUCUGAUGUUGAGAAUGGAGGUGGUAUUGUUAACAACAGGUUGAAGGGACCAGUAAGGAUGCAAAAGCUCCAUUUCAUAGGACCCACACCUUCUCCACAAGCUCUCAGUGGACCAACACCUUUCGGUGGACCAACAUCAUCCCCAAUAAGAGUUCCAUUUUCAUAUCAUAGAGGACCAACACCUUUCAGAGGACCGGCGCCUUUUGGAGGACCAACGCCACCUCCAAUAAGAGUUCCAUUUUCAUAUCAUGGAUCAGAUGGAUCAUGGGCACGUCAACCAGAGUUCACGUAUUUCAUUCCAACUCCUCCUAGGUUGCCACCUCUGGAACCAAACAGUCGUUGAAUCUUUAUUGUAUGCUGAUCUUAUACUUUUUUUUUGUGAUCAUUCUUGGUUACGAUCAUUUUUGUAUUUUGGUUAUGAUCAUAUGAUGAUGUAAAAGCCACUUGUUGAUUUUGAUGAUAACCGUAACAAUGGUCUAACUUACUACUAUAUGCAUCCUUAGAGGAUUUUAGGCAA
Medicago truncatula (barrel medic) is the source of this 2357-nucleotide messenger RNA. RefSeq lists its product as uncharacterized. The record is from RefSeq and is a predicted model, not a curated record. Bases 216 to 2183 code for a protein of 655 amino acids. The transcript has 11 exons. NCBI's taxonomy places the organism in Eukaryota, Viridiplantae, Streptophyta, Magnoliopsida, Fabales, Fabaceae. Gene Ontology annotation, molecular function: zinc ion binding; nucleic acid binding.